AUGAUUAUACCCCUAGAGCUCAUAGUGCUCAUUGCCGAAAAACUUGCCCAUCGCCUCGCCCAGACUUCCCCAUUUCUUGCAACCACAGAUGAUGCUGAGUGGGCGGAUCUAGAGGUGCAUCGCCUGGCUCUCAUCAACCUGGCAGGGUCAUGUAAAGCUGUCCAUCACAACAUUCGACACCUACUAUACACAACUCUCGACAUUUGCAACCCACUCCGUUUAACUAGGGCCUUGACCGACAUCCUCAAAUAUCCGCAGGUCGGGCCGUCCAUCCGUCACAUUUAUUGUGCCACCCCAUUGGACUUGGACGCUUCACGCAAAGGAUCUCGGGGGUCUUCGUUCCGGAAGCGGAUGGAGCGAACGGAAGACAUUGCAUGGGUUGAGGAUACCCUUAAGCAACGCGGUUGCUGCCCUCCUUGGUGGCACAACCCUGGAACCACGCAUUGGCUUGUCAAAGACGGAAUCAUAACCUGGAUUCAUCGGGAGGGGUGGAUACGUUUGGAAUAUCUAGAGGUUGCGUUUCUAUCGAUACUACACAUGGCGACAAAACUCGAGUCCCUUGCUUUUCAUCAAGUCGACUCAGGCUGGGAAAGACUUGCAUCUAUGCAAGGAGCCAUGGGUCACCCAAGCUCGCGUGUUAUCGUCACGGCCAAGGAAAGGGCCAAUGAAACGAUCAUGACUUGCGAGAACGAUGAAAGCCAAGGACCACCACGUCUUUUUCUGGGCAACCUCAAGGCGCUUCAAUGUAAUUUCCGUGAACAGAGCCAGUGGCUGCAUCUCGCCGACUCUCUAUUCGGCGGCGGAUAUGAGAACCUGCAAACUCUCAUCCUUGACGGGAUGAGUCUACGAGACAUGAGCGAAUGGUCAGACAAGAUCAAGGUCAAAAACACAAAGAUUGAGCAACUCUAUCUCGGUUCGCGGUUUAAGCGCCAGAUCGCCAGCCCUCUCUUCGCCAAGCAGGAAUGGGUCAGGGGGAGAUGGCUCGUCGGUGGGCCAAGACUGGAGAAUCCCCAGCUGGAGCUUGCAAGGGAAGACGAGGAGGGAUGGAGAUCCAAUAUGGAAGAUCGGAGACGGAGGAAAUCUAAUCUAGGCGGAUUCAAGCAUCUUCGGGUUUUGGAUGUUGUUGUCGAUUCUCCGCCGAAUUUCCCGUCUAGGACCCUUGUGGCGUUAAAGGAUCUUGCGAGUUCGCUAGAGGUUCUCCGGGUCGAGGGGUAUCCAUUCAACCUGUACAUUCCAGAUGACCGCGUGUUUGGCUGA
This is a messenger RNA of Fusarium vanettenii 77-13-4, 1257 nucleotides long. RefSeq lists its product as uncharacterized. The coding region runs from base 1 to 1257 and encodes 418 amino acids. The transcript has a single exon. Lineage: Eukaryota; Fungi; Ascomycota; Sordariomycetes; Hypocreales; Nectriaceae. The record is from RefSeq and is a predicted model, not a curated record.